CGGGAAUGACAGGUACACCCGCAAAUGUCGAGAUAACGGCUCCCCAGCAUCGACCCAUUUAAAUAUGCCUACAGCUCAGCCUCAGCCUCAGCCUCAGCCUCAGAGCCAGAGUUCAACUUUAACGUCAAUGGGUUCUCUUCCCUACUCCGACGUCGAUUGCAGCUUGAGGGCCUUGGCCGGACGGGCCGAGGGUUUCGGCCGUUUCUCUGUCGGUGGCCUUGAUGGACCACUCUAUCACGUCACCACUUUAGCAGAUGAUGGUCCUGGAUCACUUCGUGAUGGAUGUCGUCGAAAAGAACCACUUUGGAUUGUUUUUGAAGUUUCAGGCACCAUUGAGCUCUCAGCUUACUUGAAUGUAUCUUCAUACAAGACAAUUGAUGGCCGGGGCCAAAGGAUAAAAUUUACCGGCAAAGGUUUAAGGCUGAAAGAGUGUGAACAUGUAAUUAUAUGCAAUCUGGAAUUUGAGGGUGGUAGGGGACAUGAUGUUGAUGGUAUUCAAAUAAAACCUAAGUCAAGGCACAUAUGGAUAGACCGUUGCAGCUUGCAGGAUUAUGACGAUGGACUGAUUGAUAUCACACGUGAAAGUACAGAUAUAACUGUUUCAAGAUGUCAUUUUUCACGGCAUGACAAGACUAUGCUUAUUGGUGCAGACCCCAGUCACACUGGAGACAGAUGCAUACGAGUGACCAUUCACCAUUGCUUUUUUGAUGGGACCCGACAGCGUCAUCCUCGUCUUAGAUUUGGCAAGGUUCAUCUGUACAACAACUACACGAGAGAUUGGGGCAUAUAUGCUGUUUGUGCCAGCGUAGAAUCACAGAUAUACUCCCAGUGCAACAUAUAUGAAGCAGGGCAGAAGAAGGUGGCUUUUAAAUACUAUACGGAGAAGGCAGCAGAUCAAGAAGAAAGUCGGUCUGGUUGCAUAAGGUCUGAAGGGGAUCUGUUCAUUAAUGGAGCUCAAGCAUGUCUAUUGACAGGGGUGGACGGGGAAAGCAUGUUUCAUCCAAGUGAAUACUACCCGACAUGGACCAUGGAAGCUCCUUCAGAUGCCCUAAAAGAAAUUCUCCAAAUUUGUACCGGAUGGAAAUCCAUUCCAAGGCCACCAGAACAAGCAGUUAUCCCGUAGCAUGUCUAUUGACAGGGGUGGACGGGGAAAGUAUGUUCAAUAAUAAAGA
Molecule: messenger RNA, 1172 nt
Organism: Telopea speciosissima
Lineage: Eukaryota; Viridiplantae; Streptophyta; Magnoliopsida; Proteales; Proteaceae
Product: putative pectate lyase 21
Exons: 5
Coding region: 65-1123 (352 amino acids)
Molecular function (GO): pectate lyase activity
Source: RefSeq, a predicted model, not a curated record